AGCGUAGUUGUCUGCUAACUUCGAAAGAAGAUAGAUGCGGUCCCUAGCACAACUUAUAACAGCGUCGAAAAUCAGUGUGUACGUGAGAGUUUUAUUGUACCCUGUUAAAAAACGGAAAAAUGGAGACGGGAAAAUCCGGGAGUGAUCCGGGCCCUUCGCAUGAAAGUGAUCAGAUCGAAGAAGAUUCGAUACACCGUGAAGUGUUGAAACAACAAUUGAAAGAUGCGUUGGUAUAUUUUGAAAGUCUCCUCCGUAACAGUAAUCUCAUCGAAGCAGAACCAUCUUCAUCACUUAACGAAGAAACCAUGGUAAUAGGGGAAGAAAUGUUCCAGAAUACGUUGGAAAUGCUCGCCGAAAAAUCACUCGUUCUUGAUGAGGAACUGACAGACAUUAAUGAAAUUGACGACAGUAGUGCCUACGAAGAAGUUGAAACGAGUCUCAUCGCCAACGAAUCAUCAGACGAAUACGAGCCGGACGAGAAAAAAAAAAAGAGGUGCCAGUACCAGUCCACGUUCAACAGACCUCUCACAGAAAAAGGGUCAAAGGCUGUCCUGGUAAACCGACACGACAUUAACAAGGUGACGCAUUCGUAUACGGCACAAUAUUCAAUUACCAUGUCUGGACGAGUCUUGCCUCCUGUUUUCGUAUGCCUCCAAGAGACUACAGGUACGUUUGGACCCAGAGUGCAGAAGACGGUCAAUGAGUACGCCAAGAAGUAUAGCAACGUUGUUAUUACAUCUUCGAAAUCCGGUAAACUCACAACGGGUUUGUACAAGGACUUCUUGCGUAAUGCUUUGAAACCAUACGUACAAAACGAAAAAUUUCUCCUUCUGAUCGACUCUUGGGGUGGGCAAACGAACCCGGAGUUGUACGAUGAGAUGUUUCAGGACGAUAAAAAGUUACCAACGUGCACUAUGAAGAUCAUUCCUCCAAAGUGCACUCCUCUCGUCCAACCGUGUGACAUAUACUUUUACCGGCAGGUGAAAAAUUUGAUCAAGCGCCUUCAAAAUUGUGCUUUUUUAAUUGAGCGAGACCGUGAGAUCAAUUCCACAGAAAAUUGUAUAAAAAUCCAAUCGAUCGUGCACCACAUGUUGUCUUUUCCGAUUUUUUCCGAUAUGAUACGAUUCGCAUGGUUCACAUCAAACCUGACGAACGAUAGAAAAUUUUUUUUUAAUGUAAAUAAGGUGUGUUUUCCAACAGAUACUUUAAGAAACAAGUAUUCCUGUAAAAACGCAUCGUUUAUCAGAUGUACUAGAUGUCGUGCUGUUUUAUGCUUUCCAUGUUUUCAUGAUAACUAUCACUCUGGUUCGUGCGACAUUCCGGCUACUUCUUGUCACUAAUUGUGAAUUAUCUGCAAGUUUAUACGGAACUUUUCAAUAAAUUGUACCCACUUGAAUGUUAUUUGUAA
This is a messenger RNA of Diprion similis, 1408 nucleotides long. RefSeq lists its product as uncharacterized. The record is from RefSeq and is a predicted model, not a curated record. The transcript is spliced from 2 exons. NCBI's taxonomy places the organism in Eukaryota, Metazoa, Arthropoda, Insecta, Hymenoptera, Diprionidae. The coding region runs from base 120 to 1340 and encodes 406 amino acids. Gene Ontology annotation, molecular function: nucleic acid binding.